CGCUUUUUGGCCUUGAAACCAGCCAAGUCAGACUUGCCACGCGCAGCGGCCGCGUUCAAUGAACAAUGCCACCGGGACCGCUCCGGAUGAUGAUACUGAGAGCUUCAAGUUGGCCCUCACCUUUCUCAGUAUCGCAGUGCUCACUUUUCUUUCGCAGACUUUUACAGGCCUGAAUAUUGGGCUGAUGUCCCUAGAUACCGCCCAGUUGAAAGUUCUGAUUGAUGUGCCCAAUAAGGACGAAGCAGCUAUGGAUGCAGCCAGAUAUGCAAGAAAGAUUUUGCCACUGAGACAGCAGGGCAAUUUGCUGCUUUGCACGAUCCUUUUGGGGAAUACUGCAGUGAAUGCUGCAAUGGCACAGUUGCUGGCUGACUACGCAGGUGGUUUUAUUGGCUUUCUGCUGACGACUGCCAUCAUUGUGAUCCUUUGCGAGAUUGUUCCGCAGUCUGUUUGCACUCGGCAUGGCCUUUUCUUGGGCGCUGCCGGGUCUCCCAUCAUCCGCUUGGCAAUGCUCCUCUUCUAUCCCAUCACAAAGCCGUAUGCUCUUGUAUUGGAUCGGCUCUUUCCCCAACGAGAGAACUUGUUGGACCGGAGCCAGCUCCAAGCACUGGUGGAAUACCAGAAGUCUGCAGCUCCUGGCAUGCUGGCCGAGGGACAAGCAGAGAUGCUGAUAGGAGCCCUGGGCAUGGCCCAGAAGACAGUCUCGGAGGUCAUGGUGAAGCUGGAUGCAGCCUGCAGCCUGAGCCCCAAGGAUAUCUUGGACUAUGCCUUCAUUGCACAGGUGGUUCAACAAGGUUUCAGCCGCUUCCCAGUUGUGGAACCCAGCUCCGGACAGGUGGUGGGCUUACUCCAUUGCAAGGACUUGCUCUCCCUUCGGGACCCGGAGUACGACCACCUUGAAGAGGUGCGCGGUAGAUCUGCCACGGUGGGUGAAUUGCUCGAGGCCUUGCGGCAAGCGGGUCGUGAGCGGGAGGUAUUUGUGUGCGGUGAAGACACCACCCUCAUGGCCCUGCUGAGCGAGUUCAAGCGACGACCACACUUGGCAGUAGUUUCGGACGGGGAGGGCCCGGAGGCACGUCAUGUGGGCAUUGUCACACUACACAACAUUUUUGGGACAAUCCUGCAGGCCCAGGGAAACAGCUUCUUCUCGGAGGAUGUGGGAAGCAGUCCUAGACGUCAUCAACAAGCAGGAGCCCUCCACUUGUUUGAUCGCACUCGCCUUGAAAGCAUGGCGGCUGGAAAGGAGCAGCUGGGAGAGGACGAGGCUGGAGCUGUCAUGUCCUUCUUGGUUGCGACCUUACCGAAGAUCUUCUCGCAGCAACACGUCAAUUCCACGAAGCUCUUAGAGCUCCUACGUGAGCUGCGGCCAGAGUUCGUUCCAAAGCGCACAGAGCUUUAUCGAUCUGGCUUCGAGACUACAAAGGUGACACUAGUUUUGCAAGGCGCCUUUCACCUGACCAGUGGCGCCGACCAGUGCGAGAGCACCGUUGGGCCAUGGGCGUGCCUUGGGGUGGGCGUGCUACUGGCGAAAGCCGACAAGUACACCUCAGACUUUACAGCAGUUGCCCUAACCGACGCCUUCAUCUUGCAACUCGAACGCCAGAGAUACUUGCAAGCGGCAGCGUCAGACAGACUGGGCCAUAUUGACAGUUUGGCCUAGGCCUAAAAUCGUCCACCAGCCUGGUGACGCCGCCUCAAAUGAGCCUCAGUCCAUCAGUAUAUACAGAUGCCGCAUGUGGCAGCUUUUCUAGGGGCUUUUGCUCUGGUGCUACUUCUUUGGGCAGAGCUCUUUCGUUCAAAAACGAAAGUCAUAACACCUCUGCCGGGCAGAGUCGCAGGAGAUAGCUCG
Molecule: messenger RNA, 1846 nt
Organism: Durusdinium trenchii
Lineage: Eukaryota; Dinophyceae; Suessiales; Symbiodiniaceae
Source: the annotation of a GenBank genome assembly